Trichomonas vaginalis G3 is the source of this 930-nucleotide messenger RNA. RefSeq lists its product as uncharacterized. Bases 1 to 930 code for a protein of 309 amino acids. The record is from RefSeq and is a predicted model, not a curated record. The transcript has a single exon. NCBI's taxonomy places the organism in Eukaryota, Parabasalia, Trichomonadida, Trichomonadidae.
AUGACUGCAGAAGAAAUAACAAAAAGAACUGUAGAAGCGGAUGAGCAACAAAAAAUAAAACAAGAAGAAGAGGAAGAUGAAGAAGAAACAUCAAAAGAACCAAAGAAACAGCAUAAAAACUAUCUUGCUUUAUUAUAUACUUUUGGAGUCAUUUUAGCAGUUGGAACAGCAAUCAUAACUGGAACCAGAGGAAGUGCAGUCCCAGGAAUUAACACAGAUCUCGCACAUAACAUUACAAUUUUAAUGAGCCAAUUAAAACAAUCAAUUUACAGAAGAGAAUCAUAUGAAACUCUUUUUUCAGACUUAACACAUAUAGUAUCGAACUUUGAAAAUAAUGAAUUCAAGCAAUUCUUCAUAGAAACAGCUUGGAAUUCAACAUUUACAGAUACUUUAUUAACAUUGAUGGAAAGAACACUGAAAUCAGAAUCAACAGCUAUAGUUCAAUAUACAUUAGCAACUCUUUCUGAAAUUUAUGAAUUUGGAAAAAUUUCAGUUGAUAAUUCAAUUUGUCAGAAGCAUAAUAACGAGUUACAGAGAAUUUCCAAUAUUAUUGAUCAUUAUCCAAAUAAUUUGGACGUUUUGCAGAUUGGAUUUACUACUUUGUCGAUUGCUGGAAAUAUUUCAUGUUUAUCUGACCAUUUCUCUGAUGUUUCAAACAAUAUUCUUCAGAAAAUCAACGAGCGCUCAUUUAAUUACAAGAAAAACGCAAUGAAUUUUUUGACUGCUAAAUAUCCUGAAAUAAACGUUUCUGCAAUCAAUAAAGAGAAUAUUUGUAUCUUAGUUGAUGGAUUUAUAAAGCAGGCGAAGCACACAGAUGGAAAUGACGCAAGAAAUUUGUGUAUUUUAAUUGAAAAAUUUAAUUGCACAGAAUUGAACAAAGAAACAACUUUUAGACUCCUUAGAUCUGAUUCUUGCAGAAGACUUCGAUAA